Lolium perenne is the source of this 558-nucleotide messenger RNA. RefSeq lists its product as uncharacterized. The record is from RefSeq and is a predicted model, not a curated record. Lineage: Eukaryota; Viridiplantae; Streptophyta; Magnoliopsida; Poales; Poaceae.
AUGGCUCCACCACCAAAACCACCGCCGCCGCCCGACUCCCUCUCCACCAAGGCCGAGGCUCGCGUCGCCGGCGCAUCACCUUCCUCCUCCUCUACCCAAAGCUCUCUCAUCUCCCAACUCUACCCACAACUAGCUUCAAUGUCCUUUGCUGAUACAAUCUCCGACGUUUCUCCAUUUAUUCCCAUCACUUUGGAUCUUCCCUCCCAUAACUACUACCAUUGGCACCACCUCCUCGAAGUUCACCUCGGGCGGUGCAAUCUUCUAGACCACGUCGCCCCCGACAGCUAUUCUUGCCCUGCCGAUCCUCGUUGGGCAAAUGACAACCUCGCGAUCAUCCAAUGGAUCUACACGCGCAUCUCCACCGAGAUCUUCAACCUCUUCUUCCGUGACGCCUCCUCCUCCGCCGCGUUAUGGUCGUCUCUUCGUCAGCUUUUUCAAGACAAUGUCGACGCUCGCGUCAACAACCUCCAACCCGAGCUUUGCAACACCGUUCAGGGUGAUUCUUCGGUCGGCGUCUACUAUCAGCGGCUCAAGUCCAUCGCCGACGAACUUCGCUAG